CUUCUACCAGUUGAAAAUGGCAUUUUCGACCUCAGCCAAGUGUAGGUUAUUAGGUUAUGAGUGCCAAAAAUGAUGAGUCGUCUCCACACUUCUUCCAGAGUGAAUAAAAGCCAGAUUGUAAAAUAAUUACAAUUUCUUGAAGCGGAGCCAGCAACACAACCCUGAUCCAUCCAUCUUCAUUAAUUUGUAUAUAGUUCUUAUUUUCACAGAACAAACUUUCGGAAGGUACUCACAUGGGAAUGCUGAACCAGCUGCACAACUUUUAUUUUGAAGAAAAAAAAAAGUUGAGCCUCAGAGCAGCAUGUUUUAAAGACGGGGAGGGACUUAGUGUUUCAGAACUCUUGACCAGCGUGUGGAAGAAGUGGGCUCAUGGCUGGAAUAACCUAGGGUGUUUCUACCUGGCUAAUACUUGGCAGCUUCCCACUUUCCUUGUUCCAUUUCUGAGGGUCCGGCGCACUUUUCUUGCCCAGAUCAACUUGACUCUCCAGUACUGUUUUGCACACCCUACUCCGUGGGGGAGUGCAGCAACGUGCCUGUCUUAUGUGGCCUCUAUGGCCACAUUGCUCAGCUGCCAGGGAGAGAGGAAGUUUUCCCCAACUAUCAAAAAAAAGGAGAAAAAUCUCUUCUUUUCCCUGUGCUCUUAGCAGCACAGUAGCAAAGGACAAUCUCCUCCUUGGAUUUUUUUGGAGUGCUUUCCAGGAAGAAGUUAACUCUCCUCCUUUAAAUGGAUGACCAUGUUACCAUCAAGAAAAAACAUCUCCAAAGACCGAUUUUUCGACUAAGAUGUUUAGUAAAGCAGCUGGAAAAAGGUGAUAUCAAUGUCGUGGACUUAAAGAAGAAUAUUGAAUAUGCAGCAUCUGUGUUGGAAGCCGUUUACAUUGAUGAAACGAGGAAACUUUUGGACACCGAAGAUGAACUCUCUGACAUCCAUAUCGAUUCAGUCCCAUCAGAAGUUCGGGAUUGGCUGGCUUCUACCUUCACACGGAAAAUGGGGAUGACAAAGAGGAGACCUGAAGAAAAGCCAAAGUUUCGUAGCAUUGUGCAUGCUGUCCAAGCUGGAAUUUUUGUGGACAGGAUGUAUAGACGGAGUUCCAACCUAUCUGGUCUGGUUUACCCAUCAUCUGUCAUUGUAACAUUAAAGGAUGUAGAUAAAUGGUCAUUUGAUGUAUUUGCCCUGAAUGAUGCAAGUGGAGAGCACAGUCUGAAGUUUAUGAUAUAUGAACUAUUCACCAGAUAUGACCUUAUCAACCGCUUCAAGAUUCCUGUUUCUUGCCUAAUUUCCUUUGCGGAAGCCUUGGAAGUUGGUUACAGCAAGUAUAAAAAUCCGUAUCAUAAUUUGAUUCAUGCAGCAGACGUCACUCAAACUGUGCAUUACAUAUUGCUUCAUACAGGUAUCAUGCACUGGCUCAAUGAACUGGAAAUUUUAGCGAUGGUCUUUGCAGCUGCCAUCCAUGAUUAUGAGCAUACAGGGACCACCAACAACUUUCAUAUUCAGACCAGGUCAGAUGUUGCCAUUUUAUAUAAUGAUCGUUCUGUCCUGGAAAAUCAUCACGUGAGUGCAGUGUAUAGGCUUAUGCAAGAGGAAGAAAUGAACAUAUUGGCAAAUUUAUCCAAAGAUGAUUGGAGGGAUCUUCGGAACCUGGUUAUUGAGAUGGUUUUAUCUACUGAUAUGUCAGGUCAUUUUCAGCAGAUUAAAACUAUUAGGAGCACUUUGCAGCAGCCAGAGGGGAUAGACAAAGCCAAAGCCAUGUCCCUGAUUCUACAUGCUGCAGACAUAAGCCAUCCAGCAAAAACCUGGGAACUGCAUCACCGGUGGACCAUGGCCCUGAUGGAGGAAUUUUUUCGACAGGGCGACAAGGAAGCUGAGUUAGGCCUUCCCUUUUCUCCACUUUGUGACCGCAAGUCAACCCUGGUGGCCCAAUCACAGAUAGGUUUCAUUGAUUUUAUAGUAGAGCCAACAUUUUCUCUUCUUACGGAUUCAACAGAGAAAAUUGUUAUUCCUCUUAUAGAGGAAGCCACAAAAUCUGAAAAUUGUCCCUUUGCAUCAAACAGCUCACCUAACACUGGAUCUUUAAGUGUUGGGGAUACUUUAAAAAGGCCAACUGUUAAAAGCAACAUAGGUGAUAAGUCUAAUUCCUCAGACUAUUCUCUUGCAACAGUGGACCUGAAGAGCUUUAAGAAUAACUUGGUGGACAUCAUUCAACAGAACAAAGAGAGGUGGAAAGAGUUAGCAGCACAAGGCGAGCCUGAGCUUCGUAAGAACUUAGAAGAGGUAAUAAAUACCACAGAAGAAAAAUGUGAUGUGAUUCACCACCAGUAGGUUUGAGACAUCUUAAAAGCUUCUGAUAUAUUGCAAAUGAGAGGAAAAUCAGAACAGCACAUUAAUGUCCUAACUCCUCAAAUGGCCAGAAGGCUCUACUCUAAGCAUAUUCUUUGACCCUGCCCUUUUUAAUGGAAGAUAAUGGAAGAAAACAAUGCUAAAAACAUGGAACCCUGAGCUGGUAACUCAGGCCAUUUCAAUAUUCUCAAGGUUUCAGUAGUGUUUUCUCAUUAUUGUUACUGUCAUCAUGUCAUCAUUAUUGUGUUUCCUCUACUGUUUGGCCUUCUUCAAUCAAGCCAGAAAAAAAAAACUUUUUAGUCAAAAGUUGGAUUACUUUUGAAAUUUGCAUUAUUGAAAGCUGUUCUAACUUAGCUGACUGUGAAAUGUGUAUAAGUAUAUGAUGCAUUCAUUCAUUCAUUCAUUCAUCUAUUCUCUAAUGUACUGUUUUAUGAAAAGUACUACAGCUGGCAAUUUCUUUUUUUAAACCUCUUGGGAAAAGAUUUAUUUCUGCAUUAUUGGAUGGCAGACCACUUAGAUCAUCCUUGUUGGAUUUCUAUCAUUGUUUGGGAACAAAGUUGGAAAACCCUAAAACUGAAAUCAGACACUUAAGUCAGCAAUGAAUAUACAAUUGUAUUGGGGCUACAAAGUAGUGGAGACCUCAUCAUGAAUGAGAACUUCUGAUAAAGUCAGUGGAACCUUUCUCUGAAACUAACUGGUCAACUUGUAGCUCAUCAUAAUCAUUGUCAACGUUAUCAUCAUUAAAAUCUUAAGAGCAUGUGGCAUUGAGCUUGGUGAUGUCAAUAUCAGUCAAACACAAACCCUACCUUCCAUAGGCUUACAGUCUCAAAGAGGAGUCUACAGUCAUUGUCAGCAGGAAACUUUGGAACUGAAUCUUGAACUUAUCAGCUGGAGUGUUGGGCCUGGCAGAUGGAGAAAAAUAUUGAUCAUUGAUGGUCAAAACAAAUGAAAGAUGUAUGUAUGUAAAAAGAAAAUGUAUAUUCAACAAAUGCUGGUUGAAAUGUACUAUGUGGAAUCCCAGAUAUGUAUGUAUAUACACAUAUGUAUGUACACGUACAUAUACAUAUAUAUUUCUCCUAAUGCACUAAUCAGAGAAGAACUUCCAGUCUUGUAGUGUCUUAUUCAUCUCCCUCAGUCUGUUCUCAGUGGUGUAAUGCUGUGUGCAUGUACAAGAACUUCCAGGUUGCUCCAAGAUGAAGAAUGAUUUUGUUGAGAACUGAUAGCAUGAUUAGCUUGGAUCAGAUAUUGUAAAUAUUCAUUGAGAAUUUGAGGUGGACAUGAACUUCAUGGGUUUGAUUUGUCUAUGUGUUUUGCAGAGCACAAAGAUCUAUUGAAAACAUCACGGGAGUCACUAUAGAUUAAGAAAUGAGCCAAAUUGUCACACUAAAACUAAGGAGUUCUGUCUGUCUUUGGGCCUGCUUCCUUUCUGGUUUGUGCAAUGUUAAGCAAUAUUUUUUUAAAUGGAUAAAACCCUAAGCUUGCAAAUCAAGGUAGAGGGACUGUGCCAUUUACAACUUAGAUCACUUUUAAUGUGUAAGCCAUAUCUAAUAUGCAUAUUUUGUAUGCAUAAUUUUAAUGUAUGAAAUAUAUUUGCAUAAGAAGUGUACAAAGUGCAUUUCCACGUCUUGUGAAUGAGGCCUUUAGUUUUUGUUUCACCUCAGCCUUUGACACAGCAUAGCUGUAUAAGGAAAUUGUAUCAUAGAUGUUACAAUGCACUUGAUAUUUUUAUUUUAAGAGUAAAGAUUGAUCUAUACUGAUAGUGUUGAAGAGAUUAAUUCCUCAUGUGUAUCAUGGCCACUUUGUAUCAUUAAAAAAUGCAAGUCUUGCUUUUCUUUAUUUCCUUUCCUUUGUUCCUGUUUUUCUUUCUUUUUUCCUUCUUUCCUUGUUUUCUUUUUUUCUGCAUUGGAAGAAAAAUGUUAUGAUUGGUUCUUGGUGUUAGUGUUAAGCUAGCUAUUUAUCAGGUAGAAAGAGACUGUCCACUCUAAACUCAUUUAAAAUUUAGAAUUUAACUGUUUGUAAAGCCUAAUGUGCAAUGCUGUUCUUGGUGGCCUUUUAAUAAAGUUUUAGAUCCUCUCAAAACAAGAAGGGUGAAAAAACUGAUUCUCAAAUAAUAUAGGGAGUUUGACCACUCUGUUUCUCUAUGAAUAAUUUAAGCGCUACUGGCUUUUAUUACCAAAAACCAAACCAAACAAAUAUAUGUGUAUCGAAUUCAUCAAUUCUUCUGUCUUGCCUUUAACCAAAAUUGUCCACUUAUAUUACCUUUAUGAAUGGCAAUAUGGCAUCACUAGUGAAUAGAGAAUUGGCCUCUGAGCUAGGGAGAUUUGGAUUCAAGUCCCAUCUCUGGCUGUGUCACCCUGGGUACUUAACCUCUUAGUCCUUUAGGUAACUCUGUAAGGCUAUCAGUGGAAGAGGAAGUGUCAACCUUCAUUAGUAGAGCGAAUUUCCUUUCAGAAGAGCUCCUUAUAUGAAUGAUAUUAUAAACAGCCCCUGCUUCCGUGUUACCUUUCUAGGUACUGUGAGAGACUAUCCUGAGGUAGUGUCCCAUAGAAGAGUGAUUCCACUUUUUCUACCUGUGUCAUUUCUUUUGGACCACUUGAUAACACAUUAAAAGAAAUUCCUUUUCUAUUGCUACUUGAGACAACUUAAGAGAUCCAUUCGAUCCAGAUCUUCCCAGGACAGUGAAUGGAUCAGUGAAGGAUGGGAGAAUAACCAAGCCUACCCUGAGAGCAAAACUACCUAUUCCCUGUGCCUCUCCCUACUGGUCAUAUAGAAACUGGCCCCCAUCCCCAUCCCCAUUUAGCUUAUUGUGAGGAGACAUUAUUCAGGCUGGUACUAUCCUGUUGCACUUUGGACUCAAUGUUUGCUGUUUAACAGAUCUCUCCUGUAAAAAUAGUGCGCUUUGGGAUCUAGCUAAUGACUCUUUAAUUUAAUUUUUAUCAUGGUAACCUACUACAAUUGUGUUUUUACUAUCUGUACUUGUCCAUCUUUCCUAUUAUGGUAUUGCUAAAUAAAUCGUAUUUGAGGAGAAGCAUUGUGAACCA
Molecule: messenger RNA, 5379 nt
Organism: Phascolarctos cinereus (koala)
Lineage: Eukaryota; Metazoa; Chordata; Mammalia; Diprotodontia; Phascolarctidae
Gene: PDE1A
Product: phosphodiesterase 1A
Biological process (GO): signal transduction
Molecular function (GO): 3',5'-cyclic-nucleotide phosphodiesterase activity
Source: RefSeq, a predicted model, not a curated record